AUGGAAGUCGAUAAAACGGCCUUCUGGGGCCGUCUCCUUGAGAUCAUCGAAGCCAUAUCCACUGCUCACUUCGUCUCCUUUGAUUUGGAGCUGUCUGGCAUUCCUUCGAAGACUACCUCCGGCGCCAAACAGACCCUGGAAGAGCGCUACCAAGAGAUCAAAGCCGCCGCGGACCGCUACCAGAUACUGCAAAUUGGUUUGACCUGCGUCGAGCAGGAUAUACAGUCUGAGAGUUAUGUUGUGCGGCCUUACAAUUUCAAUCUCAACCCUCUGCUCGAAGAGAGACUAGACAUCGAGCGCAUCUGGUCCAUCCAAAGCGGUGCCGCAGAAUUCCUGCUAAGCGUCGGCUUCAAGAUGGAUCUACCCAUGACCAAAGGCGUCCCGUAUCUCUCGCGGGACGAGGCGCGGAGAGCCAAGGAGCUGGCAUAUGCGAGAUGGGAUAAGUCUGCAAUCGCCGACGUCCAGCUGAAAGAAGACGAAGUGCAGUCGUUGGAGUUCGUCAGCAGAGUUCGCAUUGCCAUUGACACAUGGAAGGAGACAGGAAAGCCUUUCUCGAGCCACCUCAAUAUCGUCUCCACCAAUCCUGCCGGCGUCCAACCCACUCUAGCUGAACUUGGCAACUUCGAAAAGCGCCUGGUGCAUCAACUCGUUCGCGCUGAAUACCCAGACCUUGUGACCAUUUCCAAACCUCAAGCUAUACAGAUCGUACCUCUCAACGAGGAAAGGGAGAAGGAAUUUCUGCGUAGAAAGAAGAAAGCUCUUCGACACCAAAUCGAGCGUCAGACGGGCUUUCGUUGGAUUAUCGAAGCCCUUUGUGGCGGCGACUUGAACAUUGACGCAGACUUGUUUGCUCGAGACGUCCACACUGGAGCAGCGAAGUCCGCCGACAUGGUAAAUCUGAGAGCGCGCUUGGACCGCGCACGCCUAACGCUACAGCACCGGAGACCUGUCAUCGUUGGACACAACCUAUUCACAGAUAUCAUUUACUUGUACCGCACCUUCAUCGGCCCGUUGCCUCCGACUCUCGAACAGUUCCGUGAGGCACUUCACCGAAACUUCCCUGUCGUCGUCGACACCAAAUACGUGGCUACACAUAACUGUGGGGACAUAAACCCUAGAUCUUCUCUGGACGAAAUCUAUAUCAAGCUUCGCGACCAGAACAAGCCCGUUAUUGUCACACAUGGCGCACAUGACAAGUAUCACACUGCAACGCCUUUGCAUGAAGCAGGGUUUGACAGUUUUUUGACUGCGCUGAUCAUCAUUCGCUUGUCGACCAAGCUGGAACAAGACGGUGCAUACCUCAACGACGCGUCACUGGUUGCUGGUGACGAUGAGUCUUUUGUCACUGCUCCAGAGAAGCUGUCAGAUCCAGACGGGUCUCCAUCGUUUCCUACAUCUAGUCAAGGAACCGAGCUCAUCACUCCUGCGAUCACACCCAAUGUUAACAGUGACCAAACUGCAUUGACACAAGCAGUCGCGCCGCUGGAGGACACAGAGACGGCGCAGAUCACGAAAGCGUCGCGUAAGAAGAAAAAGAAAAAGGGCGGUCAGACAGGCGGCAAGACCAAGAGCACAUCGAUGUUUGCUUCUACCAACAUGUUCGACCAAUUGGCUACAUCUGACACCGAGAGCGAAGGCGAGGAGAACGCGGAGUUGCCCUCCGAAGAGCCGCGGAACGGCUCGCCGACGGGUGAAACGGAGAAGGCCCAGGUUGCGACGAUCCAGUGGGAUGGGACAACCUACUAUUCAUACCCAGACGAGGGUGCGGCUCAGCAGUCUGCAACCAUCAUCACAGUCAACCGAGAGGCGAUGGAGCCAAUGACGCUGAUGCCUCCUUUCGAGACGGACUUUUGGCGGGUAUAUGGGAACAAACUGCGGGUUUUUGGCACCACGGAGAGCGUCUGGAAACUCCGACCGUGA
Messenger RNA from Diplodia corticola, 1920 nucleotides. RefSeq names its product caf1 family ribonuclease. The record is from RefSeq and is a predicted model, not a curated record. The transcript is spliced from 3 exons. NCBI's taxonomy places the organism in Eukaryota, Fungi, Ascomycota, Dothideomycetes, Botryosphaeriales, Botryosphaeriaceae. Gene Ontology annotation, cellular component: cytoplasm. The coding region runs from base 1 to 1920 and encodes 639 amino acids. Gene Ontology annotation, biological process: nuclear-transcribed mRNA poly(A) tail shortening. Gene Ontology annotation, molecular function: RNA binding; poly(A)-specific ribonuclease activity.